Molecule: messenger RNA, 3389 nt
Organism: Oncorhynchus gorbuscha (pink salmon)
Lineage: Eukaryota; Metazoa; Chordata; Actinopteri; Salmoniformes; Salmonidae
Gene: gpatch2
Product: G patch domain containing 2
Exons: 10
Coding region: 136-1689 (517 amino acids)
Molecular function (GO): nucleic acid binding
Source: RefSeq, a predicted model, not a curated record
AACACCACAGAAGAAAACGUGUUUCUUCUAGGCUUUCGCAGAUUUGUUAGGCUAGCUUUAUAAAAAUGGUUACUCCCUUAUUUAGGCGUGUUCCCGUCAUUUUUGGUUAAAAGUAACAGGCUUUGGGGGGCUUUAAUGUCAGGUGCAGCUAAUUUAAAGACCUUUAGUAAAGCGGGAACCAGCUGGCACUUUAGCCGGACGAUGGACGAGCUGGUCCAUGACCUGGUGUCGGCGCUGGAGGAGAGCUCGGAGCAGGCGGCGCGGGGGGGUUUUGGGGAUGGGGGGGACCACGCGCUGGCUGUGGGCUGCCUGCUGAAGAGACAGGCCCGGAAACGCCGUGGGAGGAAGAGACGCUCUGACAAUCCCCACCCUCCCUGGGAGACUGGCCACCUCAGUGAGGGCUCCGAGUCCAGCCUGGACGAACAUAAGGACUACCGUGCCACCACAGGCAGCGUUGCCAGCAGUAACAGCCACCCCCGUGACAACAGCGACUCUGACGAGCAGCUAGGGCCCAAGCGCCGUACCCCUCUGAACCCUGACACAGGACGUGGCAAGCGCCCCCUCUGGCAGGAGGACCUUGGAGGAGUGGGGUGCGCGGAGGGGUCCCGCAGUUUGAGACGCCGCCGCAAGGUCAAACGCAUGGCCGUCGAUCCCCCUCUGGAGGCAGUGACCUCCAAUAGCACCACCCCCAUGCUAGGUCCCCCGCCUGUCCCCAAGCCCCACGGAGGAUGCAGGAUCCCUGGGGUGAGUGCAGCUGAGGGCAGGGCAGUGAUGGAGCUCACUGUUGGUGGGAAGGGCAGGGUGAAGAAGAGGAAACUGGCAGCCCACAGGCUUGGGUUGGAGGCGACUGAUGAGGGCGCAUUGGUGGAGCGUGGGGACGCCAUUAUGAGGCAGGCGGGGCCCAAGGACAAGAUGGAGUUUGAGGAGCAGAAGGGCUCGGACGAGGACAUGAGUGACAGGUGUGAGACCAGCAGUGUGAGCAACAGUAGUGAUGGUGGACUGUACACCAAUGAUGAGGGGAGGCAAGGUGAUGAUGAGCAGAGUGACUGGUUCUAUGAGGGGGAGCCAGGGGGGGCGUGUGGGGUGGCGGGGGUGAUUCCCUGGUGGGAGAGGGAGGCAGGGGAGGAACUGGACCUGGCUGACCCGGUCUUCAACAGCAUCCUCACCGGAUCCUUCCCCAUCAUGAGCCCCGGAGCACAGAGAGGGUUCCAGGCCAGGCUGAGCCGGCUUCAUGGCGGGCCCCGGGGCCAGGCUUCUCAAGGCAGCCCAGGACAAACCUUCAACGAGCGUCUGGGACGACACCACCAGGACCCCCACUCACACGACCCAUGGUUUAGUCCGGGAUCUAGAAGAGAACAUGGACAGAUGCACUGGGACUCACGGUCAGACAGAGGCCAUCGGAGGAGCUGCUCAGUAAAGACGGCCAGCAGGCAGACGAGUGGUCACCUGGGGUCUCUGUGUACGGGGGAUGUCAAGAGGAGACGCAAAGCAGCACCCCUUGGCUUACCUCCGCCCACAGGGGUGGUAGGUGAGAGUGCGGGGCCCAUCCCAGAGACCAACAUGGGCAACCGGAUGCUGCAGAGUAUGGGCUGGAGCCCCGGCAUGGGCCUGGGUCCGGAGGGCAGGGGCAUCACCGAGCCUGUUCGGGCCACACAGAGACCCAAGGGAGCGGGUCUGGGUUUUAAAUGAGCCUGAGGCUUUAGGCCCCAACUGAACAGGCCAGUAGGCCUCGAUGGAGAUGGACCCUACUGAGAGCAGGGAGGACUGUGGUCAACUCUCUCUGGGAAAGAAACUCUGAUGGAGCAGCAGAGCUGGAUGAAGAAACGGCUGCAAGUCGGCAAUAACAGUUUUAACUAAUAGGAAGAAGGAAAGGAUCAUCUGAGGUGGGAACCCCAACGCUCCAUGCACUUCCACUCUUAACCAGGGCCGACACUCAUACGGGAAGUUUUGACCCUGGUUAGGGGAAGUGCAUGGAGCGUUGGGGUUCCCACCUCAGAUUUAUAGUUGGGAUGUCCAAUGUUUCUACCAGGGAAAAGGGAAGGAAUUGAAGAAAAGACCCAGGCGUUGUUGAGUUUGAUUGUACGAGACUAGCCAGGUUGUGUAGUUGGACUGUGUGUACUGCACAGGACACUAAAUGGCUCAGUUUCACAAGAAUAUAAUUUCUCUUCAAUCAACGGGUUGUUCUGAUAUUGCACAGUAUGACAAAAAAUAUAUUUUAGGUGAAUAUCACUGUACGCAUGAAAAUAAUGUGUGUGGUGGAAGUUUACAUUUGAUUUUAAAUGUGUUUUGCGACACUACAUUGGUGUUAUUCCAGGGUAAUUAUAAUGGAAUAACAUUAUUCCUGUGGCUUAGUACAAAAAGAUGAUGGCUGAAGUGUUAGCAAAGUACUGCAUUAGGUUAAGGUAAUUACAAUUAUACUACUUGUAGUUUCUCUGGUAUAACGCUAAUGUAAUGUAACUGGCAAAUGUUUUUUUUAAUGAUUCUAUAUGGUUCCUUUUGGGAUAUCGGGCAGUGAUAUUUGAUUGUAGAUGACAGUUAUUGGUAAUAAAAAUGAAGAUUUUUUUUCUCCUCUGCUGCUGACUGCAUGUGCUCCCAUAGAAACAGAAUGAAUUGGACAGGCAUCCCCAUUCAAGUCAAUAGUGGCAUAAUGGGUUGACUGGCUAGCAUUGCAAGAGUACCCAUAGGAGCAAAGUAGGAAGUGUACCCAUCAAUUUGUGGUGCGAUUUUUGUUUUGAUUCAACUCAACCGAUUACAAAGAAAUUACAUUCCAUUAGCCACAUCAAUUAACAUAAAUUCAAUGAAUGUUCUACAUCAGCAUUGAAAUGAUUGAAUACAGUACCAGUCAAGUUGUCAGGGUUAGAGGUUCCCAAACUCGGCUCUGCCCCCCCCCCCAAACCCCCGGGUGCACAUUUUGGUUUUGCCCAUUUAGGUUUUGCCCUAGCACUACACAGCUGUCUCAAACAAACAACUCAUUAUGCUUUUUUUUUAUUUUACGGUUAUGACAUUUGUUUUCAUGAUGGUGUCCAUCCAUAACCGGCGGUUAUAUGGUAAUUGCCGGCGUAAAGAUGGUAUUCCUGAGGGAAGUGGGAAUAAUUCAGGAAAAUAAUCUUGAAAUAAAAUCAUUGUAUGUAUGGUAUUGAAGUAGAAUGUUCAACCCUGAACAAUCCAGAAUAGUGUUUAUUUUAUUGAAAAGGCAGUGCAGUUAACUUGAUUUCCUGUUUUUUUGUUUUAUGACAUUGAAUUAACACUUGGGAAUUGUGAAAAUGAUCAUAUUGCCCUUUUUGUGUAAGAGCUGUUUGAAAAAUAAUUCCAGGAAUUUCAGCCUGUUCAAGUGGUGUGGAGUUAUUUGGACAAGAUCAUGACAUUACAAUCUGAUCUGAUUAUUCUGA